AUGGCCUCCAAGGAACUCACCUUCGCCGAGGUCGCCGGCCACAACACCAAGAAGGACCUGUACAUGGUCGUCCAUGACAAGGUCUACGACUGUUCCUCGUUCGUCGAUGAGCACCCCGGUGGUGAGGAGGUCCUCCUCGACGUCGCCGGCCAGGACGCUACCGAGGCCUUCGAGGACGUCGGUCACUCUGACGAGGCCCGCGAGAUCCUCGACGGUCUCUUCGUCGGUAACCUCAAGCGCAUGCCCGGUGACCCCGCCCCGCCCGCCGCCAACUCUGCCUCGUCCUCUUCCGGCUCCGGCUCCAGCUCCUCCGGCGGCUUCGGCGUCGGCCUCUACUCCGUCCUCCUCGUCGGUGGUCUGAUCGCCUACGGUGCCUACCAGUACCUCCAGAACUCCCAGACCCAGUCGCAGUAA
Molecule: messenger RNA, 414 nt
Organism: Aspergillus terreus NIH2624
Lineage: Eukaryota; Fungi; Ascomycota; Eurotiomycetes; Eurotiales; Aspergillaceae
Product: cytochrome b5-like heme/steroid binding domain-containing protein
Exons: 3
Coding region: 1-414 (137 amino acids)
Biological process (GO): sterol biosynthetic process
Cellular component (GO): endoplasmic reticulum membrane; intracellular membrane-bounded organelle
Molecular function (GO): heme binding
Source: RefSeq, a predicted model, not a curated record